Molecule: messenger RNA, 1250 nt
Organism: Phragmites australis (common reed)
Lineage: Eukaryota; Viridiplantae; Streptophyta; Magnoliopsida; Poales; Poaceae
Product: probable transcription factor At1g61730
Exons: 2
Coding region: 150-872 (240 amino acids)
Biological process (GO): regulation of DNA-templated transcription
Cellular component (GO): nucleus
Source: RefSeq, a predicted model, not a curated record
GAUGUCAAAACGUCGAAGCCAGUAUGUGAAAACAGCAAUUUUCUCCUUCUCUUCCCUCUCGCAUCGCGUCCGGAGCCAAGAAAGCCUCCUCUUCUCCUUCCACUCCCUCAACUCCCAAAACCCCAAAUCCCUCCACCUCGGCCCGAUCCAUGGCUCCGACGACGCGCAACGCGCAGCCACGGCGCACCCGCGACCUCCUCCUGCCGCAUCAGAGCGGGAAUGCCGAUGCGCAGCCGGAGGCGGACGGCAAGAAGCCGGCCCCAUUCGCGCGGGUCUGGUCGCCGGAGGACGACGUCCGCAUCCUCGAGGGCCUCGCCGCGCACACCGCGCAGCACGGAACGCCGCCGGGGCGCUCCCAGCUCCGCGACGCUCUUGCCGGCCGCGCCCUGGACAAGGCGGAGUUUACCGUCACUGAUAUCUACGAGAAGGUGCGCCGGCUCAAGACACGGUACUUGAACCAGCGCUCCACCGGUGGGGUUGCGCCAGGCGGGGAUGAGGCCCGGAAGUACCAACUCUCUACGGUGAUUUGGGGCAAAGAGAUCGCGCCGCGGUUGGCGCAGCCCAAGGUGGCCAAGAAAGAAAGCAGCACCAGCGCCAUUUCUGUGCUGGGCACCCACGUGCGCAGGGGGUUCGAGGAGAUGCAGUGCCUGUACCCCAACCUGGCCGCAGCGGUGGAGAGAAUCGCUAGCGGCAAGAACUGUGACGUGAUGGGGGCAGUGCUCAAGAGGGCGCUCCAGUUUAUCGAUGACGAAGAAGCGGCUGAAUUGGAUGCUAAAGUGAAGAAGCAGAGGGUUCUGGAGGCUAAGAUGAGGAUGAACCGAACUACUGUGAGGAAUGAGGUGAUUGGUGCCCUUAUCAAAUCCACUGAUUGACAAGCCUUCAAUGGUGUACGUAGGACGGGAAGGUGUCUUCUUUUGUGGGGUAAUCUUAUUAAGGCCAAGCUGCAGAAUCGUGCGAUCCACAGGUGUUGAAGACGUCAGCAAGAUUGCACUUGGCUCUUUUGUCUUCUGCUUAAUUAGUAUCUAUACUUCAUGCUAUGGGUGUCUCUGGUGUUCUCUUAUUUUGGUCCAGGGUGGACAUGCUUGGCAGCUGAUGUAAAGCUCUGAUGAUUCUGGGUCUCGUAAGGCUAUGCCUCGAUCCUGUAUAUAUCGUAGUAGUUUAUAUUCUGCUGAACUGCCUGCACAAAGGUUAUCUGUUGCUCAUGUGGACUUGAUGACAGAUUUAGUGAAUCUUCUCACCUGCUCAAGGCA